Messenger RNA from Saccostrea echinata, 727 nucleotides. RefSeq lists its product as uncharacterized. The transcript has 3 exons. The record is from RefSeq and is a predicted model, not a curated record. The coding region runs from base 29 to 436 and encodes 135 amino acids. Lineage: Eukaryota; Metazoa; Mollusca; Bivalvia; Ostreida; Ostreidae.
UAAAAUAUGUGGCAACAUUUUUUACAACAUGGAAAGUUGCUAUGGUAAUCAGGUCUGCUGUUACACCGGAAAUUACGCAUACUGUUGUAAAGGGAUAACAUACGGUGAAAUGGUAGGCAUAGCAAUCGGCUCUCUAGCAGGGUUUGUUUUGUUGGUUGUUUUAAUUGUCGUUUGUUGUAAAGUCAUGAACAAAAACAAUGGGAUGAAAGGAAGAGUCAUCUUUCCUGACAAUUCGACAGAUGGCGUUGCAAUUGUCAACUCACAGCAGCAAGGCUUAUCUAAUGGAUCGUAUGGUGCUAACCCUGGAUAUGGUUAUGGAGGACAGCCACUGAGUCCGGCUUACCCCCCAACGGGACCCUACCAUCCUCCUUCAAUGUACCCACCGCCUAAGUACUCAGAAACUGACCCUGGAGAAACGCUUGGGCAGAACCAUUAACCCCGGUGAAAAAUCCAAGCAAAAUCAUUGACCUCACAUUUAGAGUCCUUCAGAUUAUUCGCCCACAGUUACAUAUAAACCCAUAUGAAUUCAUUUGAAGUACAAAUAUCUAUGAUUCCAUCUUUUUGCUCCACUUCCUAUUAUUACUUAAGCACAGAGUCAAUCUAAGUUUGAUUUUCCAAAAUCAUAAUGUCUGGAGAAAAAAAAAAAUCAUUUUUCUUAUUUACAUCUUGAUGAUCAUCUCUACAUACCCAAUAAGAACUCUUUAUAUUAGUUUGAUAUGUUUGAAUA